This is a messenger RNA of Didymodactylos carnosus, 1620 nucleotides long. The record is from the annotation of a GenBank genome assembly. NCBI's taxonomy places the organism in Eukaryota, Metazoa, Rotifera, Eurotatoria, Philodinida, Philodinidae.
AUGUCAUUGAACUGCCGAAUCUAUUAUGAAAUUAAGCGAAGAUAUAAAAAUGCUCUAUUAAAUAACAAUAGUUGCUAUACAAAACGAUCUGUGAAUGCCGGUAAUACAAAUAAUCAGAAUAAUAAUGAUCGAACAGAUAUUUCAAAAUGUUCGGAGAGUAACAGACAAUUAUAUACAAUGAAUUUAACCGAAAAUGAUAGUCUCUUAAAAAACAAACUGAAUACAGUAUCUUCAAUAAAACGAUAUCAUAUGACGGAUACUUGUGACAGUAACAAUGAUAGUGAUAUAAGUGAUAAUAGUAUUAUAAGGAUUAAUUUUACAAAAAAACGAAAUAUGCAACUGAUGUUAAAACAAAAUCCGUCGUCGGUAACAUCAACAAAAAAGACAACAACUAGUACAAUCAUUCAUACGCCAAUGAAAUAUUCAUCAAAAAAGGAUUCAGCGACGACAAAUCAGAAGUCAAAGGAACGUUGUGAUCGAAAUGCCAAUUUACAUCAUCAAAAAUCAAAUAUUUAUCAUGAAAUCGAUUAUCAAGAUUAUUCAUUUUCAACGAACAUGUAUAAAACGCGAGAAAUAUUGACUCAUAACGAUAAUACCAAUUCUCCUGCACGCGAUCUUAUUAUAAGAAACCGUACUGCAAUGCGAAAAGGCUUAAACGUUGAUGAACGCUGUUUUAAGCAUACGUACGAUUACCAUUCGUGUAGAAUCUAUUCGAAUAAUGCAAAACUGAAACGACAACAACCACUAUCGUCAUCAUGUGCAAGAAAAAAGGCAAAUAAGUUUAGCAGUACGAAAACUAAUAUUAGAUCAACGUCAGAUAUCGGAUCCAUAGGCACAUGUUGUUGUUGUUCAUUAUGUGAUUGCCAGCAUCAUCCAACAUCGUCUUUCACUUGUCGUCAUCGAAAUUCAAGUAUUCCGAAUACAACAACGACAACUCGUCGACGACAAUUACUUUUUAAUCUUUGUCAAUGUACAAUUCGAGAAGAAAAACGAAAUACAUUUACAAUUCAUUCAAAUCCAUUAGCUAACACAUCCUUAGAUAACAAUGGUAUCAGAUCACAUUCGCCAAUCCCGCUGAUAGAUGAAAUGAGAAAUUCAUCUCGAAUACGAAACCGUUCACUUGUUCCGGUUGCGUCACGUCAAAUACCAAAUUCGCCGGUGCCACUAACAUCAUCAUCCAUACGAUUAGCAUCUAAAAAGGCAAAGCGCACAUCUUCAUUUGCAAAACCGAGUAUACCUGCGGUGACCACCUGUGCGAUAGGCGAAACUACUUGUUUUAGUACAACGUCAUCAACAAAUGGUACAAGAAGUAUGAAGAAUAUGCGUUCUGGCACAACAACUAAACAGACAACGUGGAAUCAAGAGGAAAAAGCGUUUCGUCAACUAUUUGCAAUAGUAUUUGGAUUUAUAUGUUGCUUUCUACCAUAUUUCAUUUUGUAUAUGGUCGUAGCGUUUUGUGAACAUUGCGUAUCACAACGUCAAAUAAUAAUGUCAACCUGGUUAGGAUAUGCAAACUCAACCAUAAAUCCAUUUUUGUAUGCUCUUAGUAACAAACACUUUAGACGAACAUUCAAUCGUAUAUUAAAACGUGAUCAAAGACGACAGUCUUACUAUAAUUAA